AUGAACGGCCUCAGCGACGGCCAGAAGGCGGUGCAGCAGAUCAAGGAGGAGAUGAUGAAGAUUGAUAAGCUGUGUUCCGAGUCGCAGACCAUGAUCAAGGACUUUGCGAGCAUCAAUCUGGUGUCGCAGGCGCACCGCAACUUUGGCGCCGUCGAGGCCAUGAGACGCAACCUCGAGACGUUUAACGAACGCCUGGCCGUUGUGGAGAGGAUGCUGGCGGAGGACGACGAAGAUAGAGAAAACAUGCCGAACUUGCUGCCGUGCCAUUACGAGCUGACGCAGCUACGAAACAUACGAGACGACGCCAUGGAGCAGAUCCAGAGGGCAGAUGACCGGAGCUUGGAGUCGACGCUGGAGGACUACUUUACAAGGCUAGACGAUACGAUCGACUGGUUUGACGAGCACGUCGGCAUCCUGGCCAUGAACCUCAUCAACCUCGUCGUCAGCGACAACAACGGCCUGGUGGUCCGCUUUGCCGUUGUCAUGGAGGCGGAAGAGAAGAGCGACCAGCGUGUACUGGCGCUGCAGGAAGCACUCAAAGAUCACGAAGAGAUGGCAGCCCGAUUUCAGGGCAUCACAGACGGUGCCCGCAAAGUCCGUGGCUACAAGGACAAGUUUAUGCAGGCUAUCAAGGUCAGUGCCGAGCAACAGUUCCAGCAGGCCCGGGAAGACUUUCUCGACGAUGCCGAUAGCUUAGAGGCGACCAUGAAAUGGUUCUUCAACGACCUGAAUGCUGUAAAGAUUGGUAUGACGCCGCUCAUGCCCAAGAAAUGGCGUAUCGCAAAGACAUAUGCAGAUAUCUAUCACGUUCUGAUGCACGACUUCUUGGUCGGUAUGGUGGACGAUCCGGAAGCCAGCUCCGCACACACGCUCUCCAUCGUCAGCUUCCCCGAGAAAUACUACAAGAAGAUGUCCAAGAUAGGCUUCAAGCAAGAAGACCUGGUACCGCACGUUAUUGACAAUCGCGAGGCGGAGCUCGUUCGCGACUUUAGACAACUCAUUAUCAAAUUCCUCGACGAAUGGAUCGACCGCAUCUUUGAACAAGAGAAACGCGACUUUGCCAGUCGCAACAUCGAGGGCUCUAACUUGGACCAGGACGAGUAUGGCUAUUUCCGGACCAAGAACCUCGUUGCGCUGUGGAGGAUGUUGCGUGAGCAGGUCGAGGCGGCCAUCAACUCGCAGCGUGCUGACGUGGUCGAGGGCGUUGUCGACGCCAUGUUCCUACGGCUACGCACCCGCCAGCAGUCGUGGCAGCGCAUGCUUGACGACGAGGCUGAGCGCUACGAGAGUGACCGCGUUCCUGAUUUAGAAGGUUUCCAGGCGCUGCAGGAUUGGCUGGUGGCCACAGCCAACGACCAGAUUGGCGUCAUCGAUGACAAUGAGGAGGAAAGCCGCCUGGGCUACCUGUCUAGCUUCCGCCAGCAGUUCGAGAGGAACGUCGGCCCACAGUAUCUCGAGCGCGCCGAGCAGGAGCUCAACGCCCUCCGCGAUGGCUACGUCGACUUCAGCACCUGGUGCAUCCACAAGUUCGCCCACCUCGUCUUCGCCGUCGACUUCCGGGGCGUCAUGCCCGACUUCUUCACGCCCAAGUGGUACACCAACACGGCCAUGAAGCAGAUGGUGGUCACCUUUGAGGAGUACGUCGGCGAGUACCGCCAGGCCCUGCACCACUCCCUUAUCGACAUCUUCAUCGAGAUCUUCGCCGACGAGCUCCUCGUGCGGUACCUCUCGUCGGUGCGCAACAAGGGCGCAAAGUUUCGCCGCACGGAUCCCUUCCGCGAUAAGCUCUUCAACGACAUCGCCACUGCGUUUGAGUACUUUUCUAACCUGGCCAGUCCCGAGGUUGCCAUGUCUAUCAAGGACACUUGGCGUGUCACUGAACCCUUCUUGGGCCUGCUUUCGGUGGAUAAGGAUUCGGUGGCGGACGCGUUUGCCAACUUCAAGACUGCUUACUGGGAUUUGCAGAUCAGUUGGGUCGAGGCCGUGCUGCGGUCCAGGGAUGAUUUUGAGAGAAGUAUGCUGAAUGCUGUCAAAGCAAGGGCCGCGCAAAUGGACAUUGUGAGAGGCCCAGAGACGGUCAUGGCCAAGAUUAAGUAA
Molecule: messenger RNA, 2097 nt
Organism: Trichoderma breve
Lineage: Eukaryota; Fungi; Ascomycota; Sordariomycetes; Hypocreales; Hypocreaceae
Product: exocyst complex component sec6 domain-containing protein
Exons: 1
Coding region: 1-2097 (698 amino acids)
Biological process (GO): exocyst localization; exocytosis
Cellular component (GO): exocyst
Molecular function (GO): SNARE binding
Source: RefSeq, a predicted model, not a curated record